This is a messenger RNA of Anopheles aquasalis, 483 nucleotides long. RefSeq names its product small integral membrane protein 20. Gene Ontology annotation, biological process: mitochondrial respiratory chain complex IV assembly. Gene Ontology annotation, cellular component: mitochondrial inner membrane. The record is from RefSeq and is a predicted model, not a curated record. NCBI's taxonomy places the organism in Eukaryota, Metazoa, Arthropoda, Insecta, Diptera, Culicidae.
UGGCGGAGUUGUCAGUGCGUUUGUUUUGGAUUUCAUAACUCGCGCAGACCGCGGAACGAGACUUCUUGAAAGUUUUUGCAGUUUUUCGGGGGUGAUUCUUUGGUUAAAUCGAGGUGGAAACGCGGUCUCCAGCAUUAUGGCACCGAUCGUGUUAAAGGGGAAAAACUACGCCCUGUUGGUCGGAGGAAUCGUGGGAAUUAUUGCAUUGGCCUGUUACCCGAUCAUUGUGCACCCCAUGUUGUACCCCGAAGAAUACCAAAAAGUACAGAAAAUCAACAGGGCAGGAAUCAAGCAGGAAGAAAUUCAGCCAGGAAAUAUGCGAGUGUGGAGUGAUCCUUUUAAGCCCAGAGAGGACGAGAAACACAAAUAAGACCAUCUGGGCUACCCCAGUUCGCCGUCAACUUGUAUUAAUGUGCAAAAAUAUAUUUUGUUGUUCUAGAAAGUAAAUCAAUCCCGUCGCUGGGAAUGUCAUGGUAUGAUGGA